Aureobasidium musti is the source of this 3009-nucleotide messenger RNA. The record is from the annotation of a GenBank genome assembly. NCBI's taxonomy places the organism in Eukaryota, Fungi, Ascomycota, Dothideomycetes, Dothideales, Saccotheciaceae.
AUGGACAGCCAUGCCGCACCGCAGACUAACGGCUUGAAGCCCGACCUACCAGCCAUGGCCUUGACCGCUCCCGCACCACCCACCACACUGGCAAAUGGCUACAGCAAUGGCACAACCCAGGAGAAAGAGAUGGCAUCGCCGCCGGAGUUGGAGCAUUGGGCGCAUACAUAUGUCCCUAUGGGCACCUUGCUCGAGCGCAUGGCCCAGCAAUGUUACUUUGACCUGGGCGAGGUCAUCGAGCAAAUGGCAGAUCUCAACAUUGGCACACCACAAACGAAUGGCGCAUCCACUGCUGCCCCUGAUGUGUCAAAAGCGAGCGUGGACAAGAAAUUGCGACUUAUGAAUUUCGCAAAUACUCAACAAGCUCGAUUCAUCAAGGCUUUGGUUUUGUCAGACUGGGCGCGCAACAUGGGCGACAUGAACAAGCUGAUCGAGUUGCGCAUGUGGUUGACACAACAGGAUGAAGCUUCAACUCAAGUCGGCGAUGCCAUUAUGCAGAUGAAACACAACAUGAUUGGUGCCAAAAUGCCAAACCCAAACAUCCAAGGAGCCCUGGAACUCUUGUCUACAUCCAAAGCGCCAUGGCUACCUGAUCUAGGUUAUAUCGCACCAAAACCUUUGUCUGCUCAGAAACUACUCAAGACGCUCCGAGACAUGAACUUUGUUCUUUCCGUGCGACUCAACCUGCACGAGCAACUGCCUUCACAUCUUUGCAACUAUUCCAUAGCCAAUGGACGUGCUACUUUUGUCGUGCCCAAUGAGUUUGAGCUUGAUUUGGCUGUCACUGACGAAGAUACGACAUCCCCUUUCUACUUUAUCGAUAUCCGGUUCCUGUUCUCCGAUGCUCCGCCUCUAGCGGAUGGUCCUGCUCGCGCACACCUGGAAGGAAAAGUUAACCAAUUACUCCAAGCUGAGGGUCUCAACGCUGCUUACGACUUCCUGCAUGGAUUCGUCCUCACACACAAGAUCACACUGCUACGGAUACAGGCCUCAGAUUUGGCGCGCACAAGGUGGACGGAAUGCCUACAUAUCGAACCCGUUCAUCGAUCGCUCAUCAUUCAAUACUGGACCGGUCAGCCUGGAGGAAAGAGUUGGAUUGAGAUCGGAAUCAUAAAGGGGCACAACGCACAAGAUUCCGGCCGACCACAUGCACCUGCGCGGCUGAAUGUCCGCUGGUUCAGAGCUGGAAAGGAGGUUUCUGAUAAAAGUUUCCAAAUCGAUCCAGCAAAUCCUUCGAUGGAACACAUCCUCAAUCAGGUCACUGCUGCACAUAUGACGGCUCGCCUGGAAACCAUCAGAAACCAGCUUCUGGCCAUAUCACCACCGGACUCUGCUCUGGACAUCAAUGUCAAAGUCUCAUCAACAGAUCCGAAUGCCUGCGCUUUGACCAUGAGACUCGGCAAAAAUGGCCUAGAGACUACUUUACGCAUCAUACCUGUCAAUGGCAACAUAUCCAUCUCACCCGUGUCUGCUGCCUCAAUAGACGUCGAGGGACGAUUAAAUUCGGACCCAACAAUCGAUGCUGCGCAGAUCUUGUCCUACCUAAAUUGCAAGCUUGUCCAGGAUCAGAUAACACGAAAAGCUCUGCAGGGCGGCUGGCUUCUGAUGCCAACAACCCAGCAAGGAGAUGGCAACAAGAUCUUUGGCGAGCAAAUAACCCGCCGCACAACAUUCACUCGUCAAGGUUGGGGCGAAGACUGGGCAAUCUGUCUGACUAUCAGUUUACAAGGCGCAAAAUGGUGGAUCGUCCGUCUGGCGUCAGCCUCGCCCAACUCCCGCACAAUCAACACAGCAGAAACUCUCUCCAUCCCCUCGUCCACAAAAUCUUUCGACCGCCAUACACUCAUGCUUAUUGAAUCCCGCGCUGUAGCUCAAGUCUCUCUCAGCAACAUAUCUUCUCAACUCCGACAAGCGAAAAUCAGCCACGAGAUCAGACAUGUAUCUCCAGCCGCCGCACAACCCAAUAUUACAGCCUCAUCACUAUCUUCAUCCACAACUACAGCGGUCAUCGGCAUCAAGUUUGAGGACUGCAUGCAACCCGCUUCUCCAGCCGAGCGCAAACUCUGGAAACCUCGGUGUGGCAGUACGAUGAUAUUAACGCAUCAUGGUGUCGAUGAAACAGCANAAGAUGCAGUCAAAGUUGUUCACGUUCUUAAAACGAACUUGACCCCUCAAACAGCUGAGAUCCUUGCACCACUAGCAGGCAAAGGAACUUCCAGCCAGGAUAUCGUAUUUGCCGCCAAUGGCAUCCUGGCUUUACAGUUGCGCACACAUUUCGGCAUCGAUCUCCUGGCCGCUAUCAAAAGCAAACUCCGACGUGUGGAGCGAUUGACAAGUUGUCUUGCCGCUAUCACAAAACGCAAGUUUGCAGCUGAAAAAGUGGCAGUUACUGGAUUGGUGUUCCGCUAUUCUGCUGCUACUCAAGUGCUCAAAGCAGGUAUUCUGUUCUCUGAUGAUGCAACGCAGCCAAUGCAAUUACGCUUCGCAAGCGAGCAUGCAAUAAAUCCUCAUCGACGUGUGCAACCACUCCUCCAACAUCUUCUUCUCGCACCUCCUGGUGCUUCAUCUAUGCUCGAAGAAAAAUCCAGGAUGGAGAAAUUGCUGGAUACACUAUAUACAACAACACCACUUCUUUCCGCCUGCGCUGUCAUCGAAGCCAAAGACCCAGCUGCAAAAUCCUCGCGUCUUGCUAUUAGAACUUUGCAACAUUUGCGUGUUGUUUACUCUGCUCCUUUCCCAGCGUUAACUCUUAACAUCGAAGCCACCAGAAAAGAAGCAAAGAAUCUUUGGAGUUUUACUAUACUUAAGGAGUCUACAUCUGAGUAUGAGAAAGCGUUGGAUUUGUUGCAAUCAGUCUGGCAAGGCAAGGAUUUGGAAGGGGUCAAAGGGUUCAGGACUGGUGUUGUUGCUGAGGUGCAUGCUGUGCAGAAAGUUUUGCUGGGCUUUGAUGAGAAGGUUAGAGCGCAAGGUGCUGGAGCCAAUGGCCAUGAUGUCGUGGUUCUGGACUAG